AUGUCUUCCUUAGAAGUCUACCUCGUCACCUUUAACUGUGCGCGUAGAUUAAUAGAGCCGGCAGCCUUCGGUCGUUAUUUACUAGACGCGCACCCCAAAGACGCUGCAUUGCCUGGCAUCAUUGUCCUCUCGUUGCAAGAGAUAGCUCCUAUCGCAUACGCGUUUCUGGGAGGCGCGUACGUCCUACCGUACUUCAAUCGCGUUGUAUCUUCCGUAAAUGUCGCCGCAGAACGCCAUGGAGGCGGCCCCGAUACAUACGAAAACCUCCUGACAGCGCACGUUGGCUUGACUGGAAUAGUGGUUUUCGCCAGACAGGAAGUUGCCCAGAGGCUACGAUGGAUCCAAACAGCCGGCACGGGCGUGGGGCUCUGGCAGAUGGGCAACAAGGGCGCUGUGGGAGUGCGCAUGGGAUACUCUUUGGAAGAACGUGAUGGCGAAGAGCUGGGGAUUACGCUUGUCGCCGCUCACUUGGCCCCUAUGGAGAACGCGACGGAGAGGCGCAAUGCUGAUUGGGAGAAUAUUGUGCGCAAUCUUGUUUUCUCACCACAUCGAGGGGUGCGGAAGUUGCACAAUGGCAGGCGAACACUGGGGGAUGAAGCAGAAGAUGAGGACGCCGAACCGCUGUUGUCCAGAGAUUCAGAUGAGGACGAUAAGACCCCGACAGGUUUAUACAACCCAGGAAGCCACGCCUUCCUCGCAGGUGACCUAAACUACCGCUCUCACAGUGAUGGUCCGGAGCCGGAGUCCUACGUGGACUACCCGCAGCCCGCAAAGAUAGGCUCACCGAAACACUUCUCCAAUCUACUAAAACACGAUCAACUCGGUCACGAACGCGAUGCCGGGCGAACGGUGCACGGCUUCCACGAGGCUCCUAUCAACUUUCCCCCAACCUACAAAUACUCCAUGAAGCGAUCGGCCGGCAAACCAUCCGCAAUCAGCCCAGAUACCGACAGUGAUGCAGGCGAGGCCGAGCACUGGGACUGGUCAAAGCACCGGUAUCCCAGCUGGACUGAUCGGAUACUAUUCUUACCGCCGCUGGCGUCAUCGUCGCAGCUUGAACUGCAUACCUAUACCGCUCUGCCCUUGCAACCGACAUCGGACCAUCGGCCUGUAGCACUGUCGGUUUCUGUGCCGCUCGAAGCGCUUGACAAAGAUGACCAGGAUAUCCGCAGCAGACCGCCUUUCCCGAUCAAUCCGAGGUGGCAGGCUCAGCGCGCGGCGGCGCGGCGGAAAGAGAUCAUUGUUGGCGUGCUGGCUUACCUUUCACUGACGAGAGAAGGCAAUGCGGUGCUUGCCGGUGUAGCGGGAGGGCUGUUGGCUGGAUGGUUCGUCUUCAAGGCAAUUCUCGAGUGGUGA
This is a messenger RNA of Coniosporium apollinis CBS 100218, 1356 nucleotides long. RefSeq lists its product as uncharacterized. The record is from RefSeq and is a predicted model, not a curated record. Lineage: Eukaryota; Fungi; Ascomycota; Dothideomycetes. The coding region runs from base 1 to 1356 and encodes 451 amino acids. The transcript has a single exon. Gene Ontology annotation, biological process: phosphatidylinositol dephosphorylation. Gene Ontology annotation, molecular function: phosphatidylinositol-4,5-bisphosphate 5-phosphatase activity.